This is a messenger RNA of Apis laboriosa (Himalayan honeybee), 1812 nucleotides long. Its product is annotated as homeobox protein ceh-19-like. Gene Ontology annotation, molecular function: DNA-binding transcription factor activity, RNA polymerase II-specific; DNA binding. The transcript has 5 exons. Gene Ontology annotation, biological process: neuron differentiation; regulation of DNA-templated transcription; central nervous system development. NCBI's taxonomy places the organism in Eukaryota, Metazoa, Arthropoda, Insecta, Hymenoptera, Apidae. The coding region runs from base 734 to 1606 and encodes 290 amino acids. The record is from RefSeq and is a predicted model, not a curated record.
UUCAUCCGAUAAGAAAUUCUUAUUCGAGCAUAUUCGAUAUAAAUGCAACAGAUUGAAAAUUCAUAUCAAAUUGCAUUCGCCUUCUGUCAAGACAAUUAUUAAAUAGCAUUUCACAGCGGUGACAGAAAUUUAUGGAUACCUCAUUACCACCGUUUAGUGACUGCUACCGUCUCGUUGUACGAGAUCAUUAGGGGCUCCUUCCAGAAACGCACGUGCUUGCCAAGAACCGCCCAAACUUAUUCAAGAUUGGUUGGAAAUACAAUGACGUCAUGAGCACGUGGCUUUUCGACACCGCCUCGAAGAACGAAGAAUUUGACUUGGUUGCCAAAAAAAAUAUUGUUGGACAUCGCGAGCAACCCCGACAAUCAGUCGCUGGUUUCAACUCUAAUCCCGCGAACGGAUCACAGAGUAUCUAUGAAUGGUUUAAAUCGAUCUCAUAGUUGCAACUUCAUCGAUCAAUAUUGUUCCAUCUUUCAUUCAAAACUAAAACUAAAAAUGUUUCAUUAAUUAUACAUGUAAAUUGAACUUGAGAGGCAACGUUCAAACAGGUAGUGCUUGUGAUGCGAUAGUGAUAAGCAGUGGAGAUACGUGCAGUGAAUUUGAAAAGAUUUAGAGAAACAUUAGAUAUAUAUCUUGAAAGUAUCGAAGAGGAUAUCUAAUCGAUCGUUUUAUCCGAUUGGUGAUAAGUCUAUAGAUAAUAGUAUUAAACAUUUGAGAACGGCGAGGAUUCAGGAUGUCGGAGGAACGCGUGAAAACGACAGAAAUCGGGAAAGAUUCGAUCAAAUUGGUUGAAAAUCCAAAAGUAUGCUCCUUCAGUAUCGAAAGUCUCUUAGCGCCCAGCAAAAACCCUGUUAAAAAGGAAAUUUGCUUGUCUAUUCAAACCGAAACGUAUUUACAUGGUCAUGAAUCAAAUGAUUCGGAGGGACGGAAACUGGUAGCGCCAGAUUCGUCCAUGUCGAUGAUAGAGGAAAUCGAGUUCGACGAUGCCGAUAUGGUUUGCUCCACAUCCCCCGAACCAGAAAUGUGUUAUGAGGCGUGCACUAGCAGUAGCGGUGCCAAUUCAACGACAAGUGUGGAUAGAGAGGUUCAAGAAAAAAGUGACAGCAUCAUUAGCGAUGACGAAAGAAAGAAGAGGCCUCGCACUGCGUUCACCGCGGCGCAAAUUAAAUCAUUGGAAGCGGAAUUCGAGAGGAACAAAUACCUGAGCGUGACGAAGAGGUUACAGCUCAGUAAAAGUUUGAAGCUGACUGAAACUCAGAUUAAAAUUUGGUUUCAAAAUAGACGUACAAAAUGGAAAAGAAAAUACACAAAUGAUGUGGAGCUCUUAGCCCAACAAUAUUACUCCAGUUUAGGAAUUCCUGCACCACGGCCAAUUUUUGUCGAGGAUCGUCUUUGGUUUUUUAAUUAUCCAACGCAAUUACAACCAGGAGCACCGAUUUUUCCACAGCAUUUAGCAACUGUUCCUUUGCCAUCAGCUUUACCCAUUGUACAACCAUUACCAAGUAACAUAACGAUGGGUCCGACUUCAAUUUUUCAAAAUAUCUCCGCAAAUAGUCCGACAUAUCAUUUAAGCCAAAGAUUAGACUUUAGGCAUCAAAAUUCUUAGGUAUAAAAAAAAUCUAAUUCAGUCGUAUUAAAGGAUUUCAUGUUUAAUUAUCGAAUCCUUCGAAAUUACGAUAUGUGAUACGUAUUUUUGAAAAUUUUAAAACAUUAUAAAAAGCAAUGAAGAUAUUCAUUAAUUUUUUUUAUUACUUUAAUAAAUAAAUAAUGUUAUAAUAACGCCAAAUAUUUCAAAACUUUGUUGGAAUCCUA